Messenger RNA from Oppiella nova, 468 nucleotides. The record is from the annotation of a GenBank genome assembly. NCBI's taxonomy places the organism in Eukaryota, Metazoa, Arthropoda, Arachnida, Sarcoptiformes, Oppiidae.
GUUAGCGUUAAGUGGCAUAAGAGUGACCCAAACAAAUUAUUUAUCGCCGAAAAGAAAGGGAUCAUCCGUUUCUAUAACUGCCAAACGAAACGCCCGCUCAUGUCAUGUGAUUGCAAUCGUUUCCCACUCCUGAGCGCCGACUGGUCUCCCACUAAUAGUCUAUUCAUUACAUGUGUGGCCGGAACUGAUGUUUUCUUUUGGGACACAUCUCUGUCGAGUUUACCGAUUGAACAGAGAAGAGGACACGUAAACGGUUCCCAAUCCAUCAGAUUCUUUGAUUCCAAUAUCAUAGCCACGAGAGGACGGCCUAAUAAUACGGUUCGCGUCGAGAAUCUUAAGACAAAUCAGGUAUUAAUGGAGGAACAGAUGAAAGCGGGCGCCGGUAUCGCCUGGAACUGCAAAAUACCAGUCCUGGCGGUCGGCGCCAAUAAAUGCGUCCAUAUCUAUAGAUUUGGAUCUAUUGUAUGA